GAAGUCAAAGGGUACCAAGCGUAAAGGAGGACUAGGAAAGACGCGAGGAAAUAUUGCUUCUUCAAGAACGACUGCUGGUCGACGAGUCGUCGUGAUUGAGCCAGAGAAUGACGACGUGAUGUCUGACGGCUCGAACCCUGCCAUCGACGAGGAUCCACAAACCGACGACGGAGACGUCGAUGCGUUGGAUGCUACCGCAUCGCCAGAAGAGUCGCAAGGCGCGACAAAGCGAAAGCGUGGAGCACAGGAGGAUGAGCCGGAAGGUUCGCCAGAUAAGAAACGACGAAAAGUUACUAAGGCCCCAAAGAUAGCCAAAGCAUCGAAGCCUGUCAAAGUAAAGACUGGCAAAGAAGGUGCCACAAAGGGCAGGAAGAAAUCUACUGCCAAGCCCGAAAUGAAGAGCUUGUUUACAACCACGCCUGCACCCCUUCCUUCUGCGGUCAACGCUGCCGCCGCCGCAUCCGCUGCAGCAGGUGAUGGCGAAGGGGCAGAUGGUGAAGGUAAAGGCAAGGGGAAGAAGUCAAAGGCCCAAGCUAAGAAGGGCAAGAAAGGCGAGGAGGCGGGCAUGCAAUCUUGA
Molecule: messenger RNA, 577 nt
Organism: Acaulospora colombiana
Lineage: Eukaryota; Fungi; Glomeromycota; Glomeromycetes; Diversisporales; Acaulosporaceae
Source: the annotation of a GenBank genome assembly